Molecule: messenger RNA, 522 nt
Organism: Aureobasidium musti
Lineage: Eukaryota; Fungi; Ascomycota; Dothideomycetes; Dothideales; Saccotheciaceae
Source: the annotation of a GenBank genome assembly
AUGGGCUACGUCUUCUACUCAAUAACUUUCCUCUUCCUCGUCAGCGCAACCGGUACGCCAAACUCAACCCUCUCUCCUCCACUCCCCCUUCCACUAACACAAACACUCGCAGCACUCUACCUAACAAAACACCUCUGGAUCGCUCACGCCCCUCCGAUCCCCUACCUCACAGCACCAGGCCACAUCCCCGAGCCCCUCUGGCGACUUUCCCAAUCCCUGCAACGACUAAACCCUUUCGCCCAAAACGCGUACAUCAGUCUGGGCCAAAACAGUUUCGAAGACGAUAUUGAGGCUGGGUUCAGCAGUGCAAACUUUGACUUGCGCGAGAAUGUCGAGGGUGGGGAUAGUAGACAGGGCUUGGAUGAGCAGGGCAAGGAAAGAGUGAAAGCGAUUAUGAAGAGUAGGGGUUGUGGGUUUGAUGAGGCGAGGAGGAUAGUUAUGGAGGAGAGGUUUGGAAGAGAGAAUAUUGGCAAGGAUGGCAGGCCGAGAGAUCCCAAGGCUGUCAUGUUUGACCGCUUGUGA